CAGCACCUUGUCGUGGCGCGCGAGCUGAGUAAUUUCUUUAUUCAGCGGAAGUAAAGUUGAAUUGUUCUAAAAAAAUCCAAAUUUAAACAAAAGAUCAAUAUUUUUACACGUAUCAAGAUAUAGACGUGUGGAAGAAAGCUCGGGUAUUCACUUGAAUAAAGAGAAAGUAAAAUAAACGGUUGAGUAUAGUGGUUUAUUGUACUAGAUUGAUUGAAAAUAGUUGGUCAUAAAGCAAAUUUGGUAAAAAUGGCAUCGAGAUUCAGUGGAGCAUUACAGAUUACCAAUUUGGAUGACUUUAUCACUCCAUCGCAGGAAUGCAUUAAGCCAAUAGAAAUGAAGUCAAGCGGAAGUAAAACUGGUUCUAAAAUAAAGAUACAAUCAGACAAUGCAUAUUCAGCAAUCAGUGAAAUUGGACAGCCUGAGAAGUUGCAAAAGGUCGAGAUCACACUUGCAGACUGUCUAGCAUGCAGUGGUUGCAUUACAUCUGCUGAGAGUGUGCUAGUUACUCAACAAAGUCGAGAGGAACUACUCAGAGUAUUUCAAGAAAAAGUAGCCCAACAGAAUGUUGGAAAUACAGAUUCAAAAUAUAUAGUAGUAAGCUUAUCAGUGCAACCUGUAUUAUCAUUGGCGCAACGUUAUGAACUUACACCAGAACAAGCUCUCUGUAAACUGGCAGGUUUUUUUUAUCGAUUGGGAGCUGAUACGGUAUUAGACAUGACCAUGGCCGAUGAUUUUGCUUUAUUAGAAGCAGCCAAAGAAUUUGUCGAGCGUUAUAAAGCCAAUAAGGAGGGGGCGAAAGAUCAAUUACCAAUGUUAUCAUCUUCUUGUCCAGGUUGGGUAUGUUACGCUGAGAAAACUCAUGGAAAUUUUAUAUUGCCAUACAUAAGCAUCACAAAAUCACCUCAACAAAUUAUGGGAUCUUUAGUAAAGUAUCACUUAGCCGAGAUUAUGGGUCUUUCGCCAGAACAAGUGUAUCAUGUGACUGUAAUGCCUUGUUAUGAUAAGAAGUUGGAAGCUUCUAGAGAAGACUUUUAUAAUCAGCAAAAGGAGACGAGGGACGUAGAUUGUGUUAUAACAUCAAUUGAACUGGAACAGAUGCUCAAUGAAGAUGGUUUAAUAUUAAAUGAGAUAGAUGAAGGUGAAAUCAAACAACCAUUCGGUUCCUAUGGGAAAGAAAUUGAGAAUAGAUUGUGGGGUCACAGUGGAUCGGGGUCAGGUGGUUACGCAGACUUCAUUUUUCGUUAUGCAGCGAAGAAUCUUUUCGACGAGGAAAGUGUCACGGUGGAUUUCAAAAAUCUUAGAAAUCCCGAUUUCCAAGAAGCGGAGUUGAAGAGAAACGAUCAAGUGCUGUUGAAAUUCGCCAUUAUCAAUGGGUUUAGGAAUAUCCAAAAUAUAGUUCAAAAAAUGAAAAGACGUAAAUGCGUUUACGACUAUGUGGAAAUUAUGGCAUGCCCGUGUGGUUGCUUAAACGGUGGAGCCCAAGUAAGACCCGAAGGAAACGUGCAACCUCGAGAACUCGCAUCGACGUUAGAAAAUAUGUACCAUAAACUUCCAUCGAGUAAUCCCGAGGAAAAUAAAGUGAUACGGAACUUGUACAAAACUUGGCUAGGAGGAGAACAUACGGACAAAGUUAGCGCGUAUUUCAGUACGCAGUAUCACGAAAUACAAAAGAUGAAUACAGCGCUCGCGAUAAAAUGGUAAUACGCAAUAAUGACAUUAUAGAUAUCGUUAUCAUUUAUAUGGGAUGUACAUACAUUAGGUAUAGUGAAUCGUUCUUUUUAUUCUUGUGGCUGUACAAUAACAAAAAUAAAUAAAUUAUUGCUAAUUAUA
This is a messenger RNA of Dinoponera quadriceps, 1830 nucleotides long. Its product is annotated as probable cytosolic Fe-S cluster assembly factor CPIJ010948. Gene Ontology annotation, cellular component: cytosolic [4Fe-4S] assembly targeting complex. The transcript has 8 exons. Gene Ontology annotation, molecular function: 4 iron, 4 sulfur cluster binding. The coding region runs from base 247 to 1701 and encodes 484 amino acids. Lineage: Eukaryota; Metazoa; Arthropoda; Insecta; Hymenoptera; Formicidae. The record is from RefSeq and is a predicted model, not a curated record. Gene Ontology annotation, biological process: iron-sulfur cluster assembly.